GUAAAUUAUCAAAGACAUGACUCUGAAUGUAAAUUAACUUCGUUUGUAGAAAAUGUUUUGUAAAAUGUAGAAAAAGUGCUAAGAGGUGUUGAAUCAAUAAAACGAACAAAUUGGGCGGGACACGUCCCACCCGGAAAUAGCUAGUUACGGAUGUGAAGCAUCAAUGAUGUUUGCGCGUGUGUAGUAAGGUGUCAUCUACGAGUCUUAUUUACAAUUGCUUUUGAGGCUGGCAUAAAUCACUAAAUACCAACAAAGAUGUCCGAAGUAGUAAAAUUUACUAAAUUGAAAACAUUAACAGACCCGAGCUUCUGGGCAAAAUUUGCAGAACUGAAAUUAGAGAAAUUGAAGUUGGAUGAAAAGUCCAAGGUAAAUUUAUUAGGUAGUUUUUCCCUUCAACCAAUGAAUGAACCGAGAACUAAACCGUUGAUACUUGAUUAUGCAUCAUUUAAUGAAAAUGCAGAAACAAUUUCCAACAAUAUGGCAGUAGUUUGCUGUGGCUAUAUGAUUAAUACAAACACUUCAGAAGCAUAUCGCCAGAUAAAACCUGAAAAAUUUAUUCAAACAAUGGGCAAAUGUAUUACUGACAGUAUCAUAGAUGGCACAGCUUUGCAAGAACCUUGGCGACUUUCAGUAUUCCUAGUGCUUGCAUAUUCUGAUCUGAAGAAGUAUCAGUUUUAUUAUUGGGUUGCACAUCCAACACCUUUCUCUUUGCCAGAGAUCUAUUUAACUGAGCCUUCAAAACUUGCAUCUAGUGAAUUUACAACUGAUCAAAUAAGCAAAUUACACACAGGAUUCCUUCAGCUAGAUGCAAGAUCAAAGAACUUCUUUUCAGUGUUUGUGUCUGAAAAAAAUGACUUAACUGUUACUGACUUAUCGAAAGGAGUAGAAUAUGCAAGAUCAACUACUAAUGACAGAGAAGAUUCAAAACAGGCAAAAGAUGAAGUGUAUUUUGCGUUUUAUGAUCCUUGCACGAGUACAGAGCCCGGAUGGCCCUUGCGAAAUCUGCUGUGCCUAUUGCUGUUCCAUUGCACUACAUUUUGUCUUACACAGAAGAUCAAGAUCUUGUCUAUGAGAUGUGAUAGAGCGCAAACGACUGCUGUUAUAUAUACUCUUAUAAUUAAAGGACAGACAGACAUAGAAGCCAUGAAGAAAGCUAUUUUUGAAGGUCACUUAGUAGGUUGGGAAACUGGUGCACAUGGAAAAAUGGCUCCUAUGAUCGCGAAAUUAUCUAACGUUAUGGAUCCGGUCAAACUAGCAGAAAGAGCGAUCGAUUUGAAUUUAAAAUUGAUGAAAUGGCGCCUUGCCCCUGAUCUAGACUUACAAAAGAUCAGUAGUCUACGAUGUCUUCUGUUGGGUGCUGGUACGUUAGGAUGUUCCGUGGCGAGAAUACUCCUUGGCUGGGGUAUUAAUAACAUGACGCUCAUAGAUAAUUCUACUGUGUCCUACAAUAAUACAGUUCGUCAGAGCUUGUAUACGUACGAAGACGCGGUACUACGUCGACACAAGGCUUACGCUGCGAAAGACGCUCUGCUUAGAAUACGCCCUAACAUGAACGUUGAAGGUGUCGUUUUGCAUAUUCCUAUGCCUGGACACGUGGUUGGUCAAAGUAUGAUGGAGAAGACUGAGGAAGCAGUGAACAAAUUGCAAGAACUCGUACAGUCUCAUGAUGUGGUGUUCUUGCUUCUGGACUCACGAGAAGCCAGGUGGCUGCCUACUCUUUUGUGCGCCACGAUGAAUAAGAUAGCUAUCAAUGCUGCUUUGGGGUUCGAUUCGUAUACGGUGCAACGGCAUGGUACGCGCGAUAUAUCCGUUCCCCCUUCGUCCAAUAUUUUAUUAGUACAAUAUCCUGAGGGACAAGAUCUCGGGUGCUAUUUUUGUAAUGAUGUCACGCAACCCGGAAAUUCGCAAACAGACAGAACACUCGAUCAACAGUGUACUGUCACUCGACCGGGAUUGUCACAAAUCGCAGCAGGUUUGGCGGUUGAGUUACUUAUGGCGAUAACACAACAUCCUCAAGGGAUUUCAGCUAAAGCUCUUACGAAUAACAACACAAAUGAUCAUACAGAGAAUGCAGAUAACCCGUUGAUAGGAAUAUUAGGCGGCGUACCUCACACGAUACGUGGCUCACUUUGGGGCAAUGAUAUGAAAUUGACGGUCACAUAUAGAUUUGCAUCCUGCACGGCUUGUUCGGUGCCCUUAAUCAAAGAGUAUCGACAACGAGGAGUCGCUUUUGUGCUCGAUGCUUGUAACAUACCAAAUUAUCUUGAGAAAUUAUCAGGACUCGAGGAGAUAUUAAAAAGACCAGAUUUAGACGAGUUAUGUAAGGAAAUGGAUACCACAAGUGAAGACGAAGAAGCAUUUUUCGAGGCAAUUUAAAUAUUGGAACACAUACGCAAGCAAGAUUGCGUCGAAUACGAACGCGAACGUGAACUUUAUAUUUAAGUUAUUUGCACCGUUUGUACAAAAAAAUGCUAUAUGAUGUUUAUAUAAGCUGUAAAACACAAUAGUCCUGAAACAACUUAAUUAAAGUACAUUUUGUAGAAUCAAAAGCUUCAAAAGGAUAGAGAUUUGUUAACAGAAGAGAUAUGUAUAUUCUAACCAAAAGGAUCUAUGCUUCUGUGGUCUUUCAAUUGUACUUUGAAUGUAGUGCAUUUUACUCGAAGCCGACAUGUUUUGUACAUCUGUGAUGCAUAGUUUUCUUAUUAACACUGAUUUCUUAUUUACUGAAUGAUUUUUAUACGCAAGCUUUUGUAGAAAUGUAGGUGAUAAUGCGUCAUUUUUGCGAAAACACGAGGUUCGUCUUAUCUAUAAGUAAUUGCAAUUUUUUAUUUUACUAUUGAGGAUUUAGAUGUUAUUUUAAUUUAUAACAUACACAUGAAGCGUGAAGCCGUUGUAUGCAUAAUUUCAUGAUUUUUAUGCGAUGUUAGAGAGUAAAUUCCCCGUAACUCCAAAUCGAUGUUACAUAAUUUGUCAAUGUUGCAUUGUUCCAUAAAAGAUUUUUCAAUCGUAAA
Odontomachus brunneus is the source of this 3011-nucleotide messenger RNA. RefSeq names its product ubiquitin-like modifier-activating enzyme atg7 (gene Atg7). The coding region runs from base 256 to 2376 and encodes 706 amino acids. Gene Ontology annotation, molecular function: Atg12 activating enzyme activity; Atg8 activating enzyme activity. The record is from RefSeq and is a predicted model, not a curated record. The transcript is spliced from 9 exons. Gene Ontology annotation, cellular component: phagophore assembly site; cytoplasm. Lineage: Eukaryota; Metazoa; Arthropoda; Insecta; Hymenoptera; Formicidae. Gene Ontology annotation, biological process: autophagosome assembly; piecemeal microautophagy of the nucleus; autophagy of mitochondrion.